Molecule: messenger RNA, 4623 nt
Organism: Mauremys mutica (yellowpond turtle)
Lineage: Eukaryota; Metazoa; Chordata; Testudines; Geoemydidae
Gene: KLHL12
Product: kelch like family member 12
Exons: 10
Coding region: 302-1729 (475 amino acids)
Molecular function (GO): protein binding
Source: RefSeq, a predicted model, not a curated record
UCUGCGCGGGGUCACGUCACCAGCGUGCGCCGGGUGGUGCCGCGCGGCCGCAGCGGAGCCCAGAGCUGGCGGUUGGCGCGGCGGAGGCGGCCGGGCCCCGCCGAGCAGCUCCGGGUGCGCUGCUGCCCUCGCCCCCCCGCAGCCGUUCCGUUUAGCCGGAUCGGGCCCCGCUCCAGCCUCCGCGCGCAGGGGUCCCCUCAGCUGAGCCGCCCGGCCCGGGGGCCGCGUGACUCUCCCGGGCGCCCCCAGUGCUGGGAGAGCCCCGGCCAGGCGCCCGGGAGCUGGGCCCUCCCGUGCCGCCAUGGCCCCCAAGGACAUCAUGACCAACUCCCACGCCAAGUCCAUCCUGAACGCCAUGAACGCCCUGCGGAAGAGCAGCACGCUCUGCGACGUGACUCUGCGCGUGGAGCAGAAGGACUUCGCCGCGCACCGCAUUGUGCUGGCGGCCUGCAGCGACUACUUCUGCGCCAUGUUCACUAGCGAGCUUUCAGAAAAAGAUAAACCAUAUGUGGAUAUCCAAGGGUUGACAGCCUCUACUAUGGAAAUCCUGCUGGACUUUGUGUAUACAGAAACGGUUCAUGUGACAGUAGAAAAUGUCCAGGAAUUGCUCCCAGCAGCAUGUCUGCUUCAGCUGAAAGGUGUGAAGCAGGCUUGUUGUGAGUUCUUGGAAAGCCAGCUGGAUCCAUCAAACUGUUUGGGCAUCCGAGAUUUUGCUGAGACACACAACUGCGUUGAUCUAAUGCAGGCAGCAGAGGUCUUCAGCCAGAAACACUUCCCAGAGGUGGUUCAGCAUGAAGAGUUCAUUCUCUUAAAUCAGGAAGAGGUGGAAAAGCUCAUCAAAUGUGAUGAAAUUCAGGUGGAUUCUGAAGAACCUGUUUUUGAGGCAGUUAUAAAUUGGGUGAAACACUCAAAAAAGGAACGGGAGGACUCCUUGCCAGAGCUGCUGCAGUACGUGCGCAUGCCGCUUCUUACCCCACGCUACAUCACAGAUGUCAUAGACACCGAGCCUUUUAUACGGUGCAGUUUGCCGUGCAGAGACCUUGUUGAUGAAGCUAAGAAAUUCCACUUAAGGCCUGAGCUCCGGAGUCAGAUGCAGGGACCCAGGACCAGAGCACGUCUAGGGGCUAACGAGGUUCUGCUAGUGAUUGGAGGCUUUGGUAGUCAGCAGUCACCUAUUGACGUGGUGGAAAAAUAUGACCCAAAGACCCAGGAGUGGAGUUUCUUGCCGAGCAUCACCCGUAAGAGGCGCUAUGUUGCCACGGUGUCCCUGCAUGAUCGGAUUUAUGUGAUUGGGGGAUACGACGGCCGCUCCCGUCUCAGCUCUGUGGAGUGCUUGGAUUAUACGUCGGAUGAGGAUGGCAUCUGGUACUCGGUGGCUCCAAUGAAUGUUCGUCGAGGCCUGGCAGGGGCCACUACCCUAGGAGAUAUGAUCUACGUUUCUGGUGGUUUUGAUGGAAGCCGGCGUCACACCAGUAUGGAAAGAUAUGACCCAAAUAUUGAUCAGUGGAGUAUGCUGGGAGACAUGCAAACAGCUCGGGAAGGAGCAGGACUGGUUGUAGCUAAUGGUGUUAUCUACUGCCUCGGUGGCUAUGAUGGGCUGAACAUCCUGAACUCUGUAGAGAGGUAUGACCCUCACACUGGACACUGGACAAAUGUCACCCCAAUGGCCACCAAGCGCUCAGAUCUCUCGGCAGCUUUUGUGCUGUCUUUGUUCGCCGACGAAGACUGAGACUAUGACAGUUCAUGAAGCAAGUACUCCAACCUGCUGAUGCGACAAACAUUGACAGCUUUACUGACUUGUAUUUGUCGUCUUUCAACAUUUGCAGAGCACGCAGACGAAUUCCAGUUCUAGUGACAAUGUACCUAUUUUGUCGUCAUUCAACAACCCAAUUAUUGAGAUAUUUUUCUAGCUCAGGAAAGGAAGCACACUUCGUUGGAUGUUUUUUCUUGCUUCUUGGCAUGUCUUUUAGUGUUUUAUUUUUUCACCAUUCUCUUACUUGCUUCUCAUUGAUACAGAAUUCAUGAGCAGUGGCGCAAUUAUUGUUUGCUUCUGCAUAUUCAACAACUUUAAGUUUGAACGCUGCAUGAUAAGCAGACCAUUUUCUUUUGAUUUCACCGUUCAUUUUAAAUACUAGUAUGAAAAUAGAUUAUUAUAGUUAUAGAUUUUUUAGGACUUUAUAUAGGAAUGUCACCAGCUUUAUCACUGUCAAAUUAUUAUUGUUCUUUGUUUAUUUCAAAGCAGCCUUGUAGAUUGGCAUGUCUGUGGUGAUAACAGGCUAUUUAAAUUUUAUUAGCAAUUCCAUCGAUUCGGUAUGUUAUAUUUUCAUAUUUGCUCGAGACUUACGAGGUCCAUUGGCAGAAAUGCAUGAAGAGAUCAAAUUACACACUAGCAGACUGACACCAGUGCUAUAGUACUAUUGUUCAUGGGUUUUUUUCUGAUUGGCUUGUAAGGCAUAGCAUUUUGUGAAAUGCAUGAGGCAAAUAUCAUGCAGAUCUGCAACACUGCUCUUUUAGUAUUCAUUUCAAGCCAAUCUAGUCCACUAAACAAAGCCUUUGCAACUUUAAAAGGCUGCAGUAUUGACAUCAAUAAAUGGGCGGCAAACUUUGGCUCCUGGCUAGUCAGGGUAAGCUGCUGGUGGGUUCAGACGUUUUGUUUACCUGGAGCGUCUGCAGGCAUGAAGCCCCUCAGCUCCCUCUAGCUGCGCUGAGCCAUUCCCAGCCACUUCCUGCAGCUCCUAUUGACUGGGAACGGCGAACCACGGCCACAGGGAGCUGAGGGUCUCUGUGCCUGCGGAUACUCCAAGUAAACAAAACAACAGUGUAUUAGAUAUUCAAUAAUUCCAUAGUGUUUAAAAUCAUCAAAUUUUGGUGUAGAUCUGUUUAUAAGCUGAUCCCCGCUCUUUGAUGCUUCACUUCUUUACCAAAAAUAUUUGGCUUAUGAACAAGUGUAUAUAUAGUAAUUUGGUUUUUAAAAGCCACCUUUGUGCUGUAUUUUGUGAAAGCACCUUUAUCACAGACCCCCAGGCCAAACCUUAAACUUUUGACUCCCGCAACAGACCUUUGUGAAGUAUCUAGACUAGCAUUUAGAGGCCUAUUAGUUAACUUGCAUUAAUUGGUAAUUAAUUGAGUUGCAACAGGGCCACAAAUUCUAGCGUAGACAAAUCCCGGAGGCCAGGUUUCCAGAACUCAACAUGUUAGGUCAUAGCUGAGGUCACAGUAGGAGAUGAACACUUUUGCUAAUCUGGCCCAGAGCUCAGCUUCCAUUUGACAGUCAGGCUCCAGUUUCAGGUGCUGAGCUCUGGAAAAUCAGAUCUUUCAUGACCUGGCCUGUCUUUUUCCCCUUGACUAAUGAAACCGCAACUGGGUCAGACAUUGCUUCAGCUACUGCCUUAGCAAGAGUAGAAUGGUGGCUAAAUGCUUUUAUUUCAACAUGUUGGGUGUUGCACAUUUGUGAAAUCAAGGGCGCAGUUUUCUGCAGAGAAUGGAAUGAAAAUGCUGCUGAACUGUUUGGGCUUUCAAAGGCAUUCUGCAGUCUGGCUGAAUCCAGUUGUCUGUUCUGCUGCACCUCUUCUGGGUAGGUGUGCGUGUGUUGUUCUGUCCCAGCAUCUCACGCAGGGGAGGGAAAUAGAAACUGGCAAUAUAACAAUGCCUUAGUCCUCCUUAACCAAACCUUCCAUUAUCUCUGUGCCUGGCACAACUCCAAGAUGAAGGGAAGGGUGCAGUACUGUGGUCUUCCUGAGGGAUUCUUCAAGGCAGGGCUCAAAGGGGACAGAGUUAAGGACAUGUGGAAAGUGUCACUUAAACUUUGCAUUCCUGGUUUUUGUAAGUGUCUCCCCCAGCUAUCAGUGAUUGGUGAUAUCAGUAGAAGUGUGUGGGCAGCCCUUAACUCAGCAUUUCCUGGAUUGCUAAUGUUCCAAUGUGGGGUUGCAGAGUCCCACUUUCUGGAUAGGUGUGGGGAGCAAAAAGCCCUGGUGUAUGUGAGGAAUCAGAACUGCCGCUUAAGGAUACAUUGUGUAAGAAAUUGAGGGUUUGUCUACGCUACAGAGAUAUAUGGUGUGAUGCUCCUCCUGCCAGUUUAACUUUCCUGCUGCACCAACAUAAUAAAAUCACCUUGAUGAGAGGUGUAGCACCUAGGGCGAUGUAGGUAGAGUGAUGCAGCGUCAGUGUAGAUGCUGCAUUGCUUAUGUUGCCCUAAGUGGCCUCCAGGCGGUGUCCCACAAUGUCCAUUGUGACUGCUCCAGUUGCCGUUUUGAAGGUUACUGCCCUGCAGCCAGAUACACAGGCAUGUGCCCCUCCCCCUUUAAAGCCCCAGGUAGUUUUGAACUUGCUCUUCCUGUUUGCUAGGUGUGGAGAGCUCACAUAGCAGCUGCCCAGCUGUGCAGGAUGGCUUCAGGCAGCAAACAUGCUCCUGCCUGGAGUACACAGGAGGUAGUGGAUCUCCUGGGUCUGUGGGAAGAGGAGGCCCAGCUCUGCUCCAGCUGCAGGAACUUCUUGGGGGCAUGGAGGAGAAGGGCUAUAAUAGGGGGACAUGUAAAGAAUUAAAAAGUUGCAGCAGGCAUAGCAGAAGACAAGGGAGGCAAAUAGUCACUCUGGUCCAGAUUUGCAGGCAUGCUGCUUCUACAA